AUGCUUCCUCAGCCUCGCACACUCACACCUGCACAGAAACGCAGUGCCCGUUUCAAGAAAGCUCAGGCAGCGCUUACUCCACAACAACUCGCGAAGCAAGAUCAACAAAACCGAGCACCAUCUAUUGCUCCUAUUGUACACAUUACCGCAGAGGAACUGAAAAUGGCAAGGCGUUGGUUUUCUGAGUUUAUGGACGAUUUGUAUCCUGACACAGACACGGAAGCCACGUACUUUACACCUGGUGCUGACAUUCCCGAUACAACUAUUCUGAAGGAGUAUGCACGAUAUCUGGCGCGUUCCCGGGUUGGUCGAAUCUCAGAUAAGCUCAGCGUCAACUCUAUGCAACACUACAUGGGCAUGAUCAUCUCUAUUAUGCAACGCAGCUGCCACCACCCAUCUCAAGAAAUGACACCAAUGCGUACAGAGAUCCGAAACUUUAUUCGUAGCGAUCUCGUACAACAAGAAGGAAUCAGCACAAAGAUGCAUGUUAAGACGGUCGCUCAUACGGAGGACGUAACGCGUGUCUUAUCGAACCUCUACAAUCCACAAUACCUCAUCACCUUCAGCAGUAUGCGAACUGUUCUCAACCUAACACUUUACAUCCUCCUCAUGGUUGAUAUCUGCGGGCGCGGCUGUGAUAUUGCUCGGCAUCCCCAAAGAGAGAGCCACAUGUGUCUCCGAUGGGAAGACAUAGAUUUCUUCUCUUUUCAAAGUGAGAACGACGACUCAAUGGACAUUAGGGCACAAAUUACAGUCAAGUGGUCCAAAGGACAAUCUCUCAACGACUCCGAAUAUCGAAUCAUUCCUCUCGCAGGACUGCUGCCGACUUCGCACGCUAUGCAAGAUACACUUCGCAUGCUUCUUACACUGGCCUUGCUAGAUGGUGUCUUUGACGGCGUCCAAACUUGGGAGGACCUCUGCAGCAUGAGACUUCCCCCCAAUCUUGCAGAGACUGGAAGGUUGAUCGCGAUGAAGCCUGCUAUGAUGCAUAUUCCAGUACUUCGCCGUAUGAAGGAUCGGAAGGUAGUAAACGAUCCCGUCCAAACCUUGGAAAUGCAGACAGAGAUUCGCCGCCUUGGAAAAUACUGCGGGUUCGAUCAUAGGUUCGUGGCUUACUGUCUUCGCCGCGGAGUGGCAUAUAUACUUGCAACUCAUACGACAAAAGAGAACCGCAGAUUUCUGAUGGGCCACAAGCCUGGCAGCAAGAUAUUUGCGGCAUAUCAGUCUCGCACGUCAACCAUUGACUUUCCUGCUUUGUUCCUUGAACUUGCGCUGGACCUUAUCGACCCACGCCUACUCGAUGCCGAUAUCGACAACACCACGCAAAAUAGAGAUGCUCUCGUCGAAGAAUUGUUCGGUGCAGCUGAAGACAACAAUAGAAGUGAGGAAGAUACGAGCACCUCAACUCCAAUAGACACCGUUCUAGCUUCCGCUUCAUCCCAGAUUGCUCUACACAGCCGCCCAGUCGAUGUGCGUGGCUCGCUCAAAAAUCGUACACUUAUCCAGCGCGGCAACUCAGCAUACGAUGACUUCCUAGCUGAUAUCGAGGCCAAGGAAACUGAGUCAGAGAUCAGUCAGUGCAUGAUUCGAUGGUAUAGCGUAUGUCACAGGCCCGAUGAGUUCCCAGUUGGUGAGGAGCCUCUACCAGGCACGUACAAUUGCCGGUUCUGCGGAGAAGAUCUCUCUCAAUUUCAUCACGCACAUGAGCACACUCGCGCUUGUGCUAGAGAAGAUGCAUCCGUAAAAGCCCAAGUUCUUCUGGACACACUCGCGCCACUACAUCAACCUUGCCAAUACCAAACCUGUGGCUCUAAAGGGACAUUUGGUCAGUUUGUUGUUUGCGGCGAGACCUUCACCACCGAGAAAGAUCGAGGCGAACACAUGCGAGGACACGUUCGCACAAUGACCAAGAAAAAUGCAGCCAAUGAGAAAGUACCUACAUGCUUCUUCGGUGCAUGUGCAGCAAAUCCACAAGGUGGAAGGCUCCGUCGAGAUGGUCCAGAUUUUGCCAACGAACACGAACGACUAGCUCACGUGUGGUCCGCACACCAUGUCAGCACACUAAAGACUACAGGCAUCAAGUACUGUGAAUACUGCUCAACCUGGCUGAUUGAACCUCACAUAUGGAUCACACAUGCAAUCGGAGAUUUCGAUGAGGCUCAAGCUCUUAUUAAAAGUAUUGGCUACUGCGGUGUCCAGGCUGGCCGUAGCAUACUUCCACGACUAUGUCCUUUUUGUUUCCACAACGACUCUCUCCCCAUCCACGAGCGAGUCGAAACUUAUACUCGUGAAGGCCACCUCACACACUUUCGGGACCAUUUGCGGGCGUUUACAACAGCCAGUUGCCCGUGCUAUCCAUCCAUGUGCACACAGUCAGGCAGUAUGAACGCUGUUCAAAUGCAGCAGCAUAUGGCCAAUGUGCAUGGCCUUGAGUUACCGCGCCGUAUGAAUCCGCACAAAGCCCCUCAGGAAGUCGAACUGAACGAAGGGACGCCCAGAAAAAAGACAAAGACCAAAAAAUGA
Molecule: messenger RNA, 2523 nt
Organism: Bipolaris zeicola 26-R-13
Lineage: Eukaryota; Fungi; Ascomycota; Dothideomycetes; Pleosporales; Pleosporaceae
Exons: 2
Coding region: 1-2523 (840 amino acids)
Source: RefSeq, a predicted model, not a curated record